Molecule: messenger RNA, 1344 nt
Organism: Penicillium verhagenii
Lineage: Eukaryota; Fungi; Ascomycota; Eurotiomycetes; Eurotiales; Aspergillaceae
Product: putative inositol 5-phosphatase
Exons: 1
Coding region: 1-1344 (447 amino acids)
Biological process (GO): phosphatidylinositol dephosphorylation
Molecular function (GO): phosphatidylinositol-4,5-bisphosphate 5-phosphatase activity
Source: RefSeq, a predicted model, not a curated record
AUGGAGGACCUUAAUCUUUACAUCCUGACAUCAAACUGUGCACGGACUCUUAUUGAUGUGGACCUUUUUGCGGACCAUUUCUUCGAUGCACUCUCGCCCGAGCGCCGCGCAUCGGGCGCCCCCGAGCUGAUCGUGCUCUCCCUACAGGAGAUUGCGCCUAUCGCAUAUUCAUUUCUAGGAGGCACAUAUCUAACACCUUAUUUUGAUGCGUUUGUGAAGACCGUCAAGAAAGCAACUGCUCAAUUAUGGGAUGAAUCAUAUGUGAAUCUAGUCAAGGACCACACGGGUAUGACAGGAUUGAUGGUUUUUGCGCGCGCGGAUAUUGUGGACAAAAUCCCAUGGGUCGAUACUGCGCACGUUGGGUUUGGAGUUCAGGAAAUGGGCAAUAAGGGUGCUGUCGGGGCACGUUUGGGUUAUGUGGCAGAGGGUUAUCCAUCCAAGACGGUGGAUUUAACAUUUGUCGCGGCUCACCUGGCGCCGAUGGAGAAUGCAUUGGAGCAAAGAAAUGCGGAUUGGCAAAGUAUCGUCGAGCGACUUGUCUUCUCCCACGAAAACACCCCGCUCAAGGCCUUGGGUCAAGGAAGCUCCGAUGAAAACACCGCUCUUCUGGCCGAUCACGAGUCAUCGCAUGAAGCGGAGACCAGUCGUCGAGAUCUCUUCGCGCCCAAUUCCUAUCUCUUCUUGGCAGGAGAUCUCAACUACCGAACCUCAGAUGUGAGCCCAUUAAAGGCAGAUGUCAUCCGAUUCCCUCGACCGGGUGUUCCUCGCGGUGAUCCAGCGCAUUAUUCUCACCUUCUCGAGGAAGAUCAGCUCAUGCGUGAGAUGCGUGAAGGGCGCUCUUUCCACGGACUUUCUGAAGCACCCAUUGAUUUCCCUCCGACUUACAAAUACUCCGGUGCAGCGCAGCAGGCUGCGCGUCAGAUUCUCUUGAGUGGGGAGCCAGAGACGGAGUGGGAAUGGUCAACACACCGCUGGCCGAGUUGGUGUGACCGAAUCCUCUAUUUGGAUUGUCCACCUUGGGCCAGAGAAGGAGGACAUGUCAAGACGCAUGCAUACAACGCAUUGCCUCUCUUCCCACACUCGGACCACCGACCUGUUGCUUUGGCGGUGUCGGUCCCUCUGAAGCCCACGGAUGGCACGUCAGAGACAGAUCAUGAGACAGCCAAAACGGUAGCUCCGUUUGCAAUCGAUCCCAGCUGGCGGUCUCGACGGGAUGCCGCUCGGCAGAAGGAGAUAGUGGUAGGAUUUCUGGCAUAUCUAGGAUUGACCUGGGAAGGAAACGGGAUGUUACUUGCAUCGACACUGGGACUUGUUGGGGCAUGGGUUUUGCUUCGGUCUCUUUAG